UUUUUAUUGCUUUUUUGGUUGGUAUUUCUUUAAGGGAAAUUUUUUAUGGUAAUUUCUAUUUUAUAUAUGGAUUACAAUAAAGACUAUUUAUUACUAUUAAUAAAUAAUAAAUAACAUAAAAUAAGUUCAGUAAAGACAAACAAAUAUACAAGAUUUCCAAUCAAAUUCAGAUGUUUCAAUUUAACCGUUAAACAGAACGUGAACAGAACUGUCAAGAUGUAUGUCGAUUCCAUCUAGCAUACAUGAAUACAUGGAUAAGCAUUAUGCUCUUUCCAUUUUUUUAUUCAAAGAAACUAAGCAAAGGAAUAACGGAAUAUAAAACAUAACCUGUGAACAUAACCUCAAAUAAUGAACUUUGAGCUUAUAAACAGAAACGAUAAAAUAAAUAUGUGUUAUUGAUGGAAAUCUACGCCUAUUACCUCUAUGAACAAUAUGAAAUAAGUACAAUAAAAAGUUUAUUCAUUACACGAAAUGGCGUUAAUAGGAAUUAAAGUAAUAGAAUUCGCCGGACUAGCCCCAGUACCAUUUUGUGGUAUGAUACUAGCCGAUUUUGGGGCCACUGUGAUACGCAUUGACAGGAUCAAUUCUUCGAGUGAUAUAGACUGCUUAGGAAAUGGUAAAAGAUCUAUAGCUAUGGAUUUAAAAAACAAAGAAGCUACAAAAAUAAUUAAGAAAUUAGUGAAAACCUCAGACGUGUCAAUUGAGCCCUUUAGACCUGGUAUUAUGGAAAAAUUAGGCCUUGGACCCAACGUACUGAUGCAGGAAAACCCAAAACUAAUAUAUGCUAGAUUAACUGGAUAUGGUCAAUCUGGUCCUUAUUGUACCAAGGCUGGUCACGAUAUAAACUAUUUAGCGAUGUCUGGAUUGUUAUCUUUAUUUGGAAGAAAAAAUGAGAAUCCAAUUUUUCCAGUUAAUUUAGCAGCUGAUUUUGGAGGUGGAGGACUUAUAUGCGCAUUAGGUAUAAUUAUGGCACUUUUUGAGAGACAAAGUUCAGGAUUAGGUCAAGUAAUUGAUGUGAACAUGGUAAAUGGUACAGCUUAUUUAGGAAGUUUUUUGUAUAGGUCACAAAAAUUACCAAUAUGGGGUAAUAAACGUGGUGAAAAUAUCCUUGAUUCCGGUGCUCCCUUUUACGAUACAUACAAAACAAAAGAUGCAAAAUACAUAUCUAUCGGAGCCAUAGAACCUCAAUUCUAUAACCAAUUACUUGAAGGCUUAUGUCUAACAGGGGAUGAUGCACCACAGUUUGAUUUUGAAAAGUCAAGAAAAGCCUUCACCAACAGAAUUGCAGAGAAAACCAGAGAUGAAUGGUGUCAAAUAUUUGAAAAAUUAGAUGCAUGUGUUACACCUGUUUUGGAAUUAAACGAGGCACCCAACCAUGUUCACAACAAUUUACAAAAUAGUUUUACCUCAAAAAAUGAAGAAUACUCUCCAAAUCCAGCUCCAAUUUUAAGUAGAACGCCCGCAGUUUCCACAGCGCCAUUAAAAAGACCCAAAAUAGGGGAACAUACAUAUGAAAUUCUUAAGGAAUUAAAAUUUGACAAUGAAUAUAUUGAUCAUCUGCAGAAAGAAGGUGUUAUUCAAUUAAAUCCAUCAAAAUUGUAAACUUUAUAACUGCUUAAAUACUCUAUUACAAGCAUAGUUUGAAUAAUAGUGAACAUAUAACAACUAUUACCUAUGGUGACUGCAAAAUAUUCUAAGCAAAUAAAUUGAUGAAUGAUCAUAGCAAUGAAAAAGAUUCCCUUAUAAGAAAAGGGCAAAUUACAUUGUACAUGACGAAGUAAUACUUUAAGGAUAUGUAAUCCAGUAUUUAGUGAGAUGGCUAAUCAAAAUAAAUUCAAUGGAUUAAACUUAACAAUUUAAAAGGGACCGUAGCUAAAACCAACUAAUUAACUGAUAAAUAUGUAAAAGUAGAAUAAUUCUGUAAAUAAACAAGUUUUUUUAAUUAACUA
This is a messenger RNA of Sitophilus oryzae (rice weevil), 1949 nucleotides long. Its product is annotated as alpha-methylacyl-CoA racemase. Bases 472 to 1602 code for a protein of 376 amino acids. Gene Ontology annotation, molecular function: alpha-methylacyl-CoA racemase activity. Gene Ontology annotation, biological process: bile acid metabolic process. NCBI's taxonomy places the organism in Eukaryota, Metazoa, Arthropoda, Insecta, Coleoptera, Curculionidae. The transcript has 2 exons. The record is from RefSeq and is a predicted model, not a curated record. Gene Ontology annotation, cellular component: mitochondrion.